This is a messenger RNA of Nylanderia fulva, 5921 nucleotides long. RefSeq names its product neural cell adhesion molecule 1. The record is from RefSeq and is a predicted model, not a curated record. Gene Ontology annotation, molecular function: protein binding. NCBI's taxonomy places the organism in Eukaryota, Metazoa, Arthropoda, Insecta, Hymenoptera, Formicidae.
GGUCAGGGCUCGAUGUGGCUUCGUCGCGGGGGAGAUUUGUCGCCGGUGCGUUUCCACGUUCGAUACGCGACGCGAGUGAUUCAUGAAUCAAAAUCGAAGCGAGAGCGCGCGGUGAUCAUAUCGAUCGAUCGCUCGAUCGUUCACUCGAUCGUGCUUCGCGAGUGCCGAUCGAUGACCCCGAAAGUUACGAUCCGCGGUACAUUUUUUUCGCCGGUAUUUAAACGUCACUGCCCGAAAUUAGUCGGACGCGAGUGAAUUAGCACGCUUGACAGUUGUCACGUUUUUUUCUUUUCAUGCUACUUUUGAGAUCUUCGAUCUUCACGUAAAGCCGUCUCGCAUCUCUUACGCACGUGCUCGUUUGGUGCAUUGUUGCAAGGCUGAACAGAGAGAAGAGCAAGUGCGAAAAAUUGGAGUCCUUCAACUAACAAUAAAUACUACAGAUCUGGUGGCUUUGUUAGCACUGUGUCUGAUUAACCGGCACUGUUAACCGGAACCUAUUCGUACUUGAUACGCCAGUAUCGAUACAUCGUGAUUAACUUCGCAGUUUCAUACGCACGCGGGUGACCGUUCGAUAUUUGGCUGCGGCCGAGGUUAACGUGUCGGAACAUAAGGGUGAAAUAUAGUGGCGGAAAGUACAAUCAGUGGUGUGGCAAAACGACGAUUUGUUCUACGCCGGUGUUUCCGAAAUUUCCGACAUUCGCGUCAGGUCGAUAUAUAGUCAGCAAGACGAAGAGCUUCGUGUUUUACCAGAAGAAAGAUUUAGUUUUUAAAUAAACAAUUUUAUUUUACUCGGCCACACCCGCGUAUUAUAAUUUAGGGGAAAAAUCGAAAAUACUUUUAUUCUCAAAGUUUGUUUUUUUCGCCCCGAAUCAUUUUAUUUUUUAAACAAUAUAUCGCAUGUAUUGCUUGAUUGGAUGUUGCGGAGGAGAAAAAUAUACGGUCACGUCCGAAACGAGCGCAGCGUAAAUCCUCCAAGUGUUUUGAAAAUUUAUCAGACUCGCGCAACCUAGUUGCGCCGGGACAUAUAUCGUGCUGAAGUUUCGACAGCCAGAAUUUCGAGACAAGUCGAAUCCACUUUGCAAGUUCAGUCGAGACCCAACGGAUAUUUUAUUCCAUUCCGCAGAGAUUUACCACGCGAUCGAACGUAUUAGUGGGUCGCGACAGGACCUCGAGACAGAAACAUUCAGAAUUCAAAUAAAAAUUCCAAAAAAAAACCUUUUUAAUUGGAGCUGCAAGCCACCUUCUACAGACAAUAAAACUACAAUUGCCACUCAGAGAAAAGCUGUCAGAAGCAUCGCUCCGGUACGAAUUCGUUUAUUCAGCAAAUCCUACAAUCAUCCACUCGUUCAACACCCGAAAAAUUUUACGGCAGCGACAAAUUUCCCUAACAGAGUAACGCAUCGGUUAUAGUAUAAGAAACAAGGCAAUCGAAUGAAGCCUCAAUUUUAAGAAUUGCAUCCGAUCUGGAAAAAUUUACCGGAGAGAUCAAUUGAACGGAUCCAAAGUUGCUUCAACCGAGAAAGAUCCUCACGCGAUAAGCUAAAGAUUGUGGUGUAAGAUGGAGAAACACACUGAAUGGUCAUAACAUACGUCGUUAGAGGUGUCCCGUGUCUUGUUCCUGGGAGGCCUGAAAGACAAAUAGUCGCUGUCUCGUUAAAUGACGACAGGUACGUGAGCGACAAGACAGAUAGGGGACGACGGCUCGUAUCGGUUCGCGGCGACGGCAGUAGCAACAACGACGAGGACGACGACGAGAAGGAAGACGAAGAACGGCGGACAAUGUGGAAGGCGGCGCAAUGCAGCAGCAGCAGCAGCAACAGCAGCAGCAACAGCAAGGACAACGAGAGCGGCAGCAGCAACGUUGGGGGUUGCAAUUAGUGCCGGCUCGCUACGGCCGCGAGACUACGUAACGACUGUAGGAGGAGGGAGCGCAGAGUGUUACGUCGACCUUUAGGGGGUCGAGGGUGUGUGCAGUGCGCGUGAAAGGGAGACAAAAUGUGGUGGAGGUGGCGGUGGUGGAGUGUCGUGACGACGACGACGGUGAUGACGCUGGUCUUGGGAGCCGCUACGGCGUACUCGCCAACGGUAGAACUCUCCGAUCUGGAUAAGCCGAUACCGAUUGUUGCCAUUGAUGGUGUAGUCGGAAAGAAGGUGCAGCUUCCUUGCGACAUUCGUUCCGAUAACGACGAAGUCAACAUGGUGCUUUGGUACAAAGGAGGCGGGAAUGAACCGAUUUACAGCUUUGACGCACGCGGUCACCGUCAAUUGAGCAACGGCCGUCUUUGGUCGUCGCCCGCGGCAUUGGGACCAAGAGCUUUUUUUAUCACGGCGUCGAAUCCAGCUCACCUCAGCAUCGACCGGCUGCAGAGCACGGACGAAGGGAUCUAUCGGUGCCGGGUGGACUUCAGAAACUCGCCGACGCGGAAACAAAAGAUGAACUUAACCGUUAUAGUGCCUCCGUCGAAGCCGAUAAUAUUGGACGAGGCGAUGAAGAGUGUCCGGAACAUCGAGGAGCCGUACAACGAGGGGAGCGACGUGAAACUGAUUUGCGAGGUUCGUGGCGGCAAACCGCCCCCGAAGCUGACGUGGUAUCUCGACAACACCGUGAUAGACGAGUCCUAUCACUACAACGCCGAGAACGGGAUCACGGUUAACCACUUGGCGUAUCCGAAAAUUGGGCGACAGCACCUCAAGGCAAGGCUGAUCUGUCAGGCCAGCAACACGAACUUGGUGGAACCGCAAACCAAGCUGCUCGUCCUCGACGUGAAUCUAAAACCAUUGGUAGUUCAAAUCUUGACGAAGGAAACGCGAGUUUCAGCCGACAAAAAUUAUGACGUGGAAUGUCGUACGAGCGGUUCACGGCCAGAAGCAGUGAUCACAUGGUGGAAAGCAAACAAGUCGAUCAAGAAGAUGGCUCAAACCUAUUCGCUCGAGAACAAUCAAAGUUUGAGUAUCCUCAGCUUCGUGCCAACAAUAGAAGACGAUGGCAAAUACUUGACGUGCCGCGCGGAAAAUCCCGCUAUUCCUGACAGCGCGCUGGAGGAUAAGUGGCGACUCGACGUACAAUAUCAGCCCGUGGUCAAUCUAAGGAUGGGCGAAACCCUGAAUCCGGACGACAUCAAAGAGGGAGACGACGUGUACUUUGAGUGUAUAGUACGGGCAAAUCCAAAGGUGUACAAGCUCGCCUGGUUCAAGGACGGUAAAGAAUUGAAGAAUAAUUCUACGGCGGGUGUAGUACUCAGCGAUCACUCCCUGGUCCUUCAAGGAUUGACGCGUUAUUCCGCCGGCGAUUACACCUGUCUCGCGGCAAACAGCGAGGGAAAGACCGCGAGUAAUCCGGUGUCUCUUCAGAUAAUGUAUGCGCCAGUGUGCAAGGAGGGCAAGAGCGAGGUGGUAGUAGGCGCUUUGAAACAGGAAACCGUGUCGUUAGUCUGCUCCGUCGAGAGCCAUCCGGCGCCGGUUACUUUCCAUUGGACAUUCAAUAAUUCCGGCGAGCUUGUCGAGGUACCGCACUCGCGUUAUUCUCACGUAUCGGUGCCCGGGACGCCAUCCGUCGCGGACAACCUGAAAGAGUACCAACAGUUUCACGGGUCCAGACUAAACUACACACCAGCCACGGAAAUGGAUUACGGUACGGUGGCAUGCUGGGCGAGCAACCAGGUUGGCAAGCAACGAACGCCCUGCCUCUUUCAGGUUAUAGCCGCGGGUCGUCCGUACGCUCUUCACAAUUGCAGUGCCACGGAGAUGUCGGCGCCCCUGGAUAUGGAGGAACUUGGCACGAAAUCGGGAACAGGACUGGUAGUCCGAUGCCUGGAGGGCUACGACGGCGGUCUUCCUAUAAACAGUUAUCAGCUCGAGGUCGUGGCUGAGGAUGAGGACGAAGGUCCGAUUUUGCUAAAUAAAACCGUGCCGGCGGGUCCCAACGGGCCGACUUUCGAAGUCGCGGGAUUGACGACAGGCAGAAGCUAUCGACUUUUUCUCUACGCGAUUAAUGCGAAAGGAAGGAGCGAACCCACCAUUCUCGAGCCGGUAACCUUGAAGGGUGUCGCUAUGUACACGACUGGCAACACCGACGCAUCGAUGCUGAAUCCGUUGUUGCUGGGCUUGGCAGCCAUGGCGACCCUUUUGGCCCUGGCCGUCGCUGGAAUCCUGGCGGCGCUCUACCGGAAGCACUCCACCGGCCGACCCGGAAGUCCAAAGCACGCUCCCAUCGUAUGCGAGCCGCCUAAUGCUGGUGCAACCACCCCGGUGCACCCUCAGACCAAGCAGGCGGUCGAUGACAUCGAUCCGGACAUCAUACCGAACGAGUACGAAAGAAGACCCUUAACGUACACCCCCGUCUAUAAGACACCACCACAACGAAGAAAGAAAGAUCGCGCCACCGAUGAGAAUGCCUCGCCGGAAAAAAGGCCGAUCGUUCAACACGGUCUGGACCUGCCUCCGGAUCCGAUGUUGACCGACUGUCUGCCAACGCCCACCCUAAAUUACCCGCAAAAUCAUGUGCCUCAGCAAAGCACUUACAAUCAUCCGCCCACGAUGGCUGAUUUCAAACAGAUGGCCAUGGACGCCUACAAUCAGCGUAACCAUCAAAACGUAUAUUAUAGCCUUCAAAGGACGAGCAAAGGGCUUUCGAUGCCACAGAGGCCCGUUUCAUCGUCGGUCUCCGCGCAAGGCAAAUUCCAUCAACCGGAAGUAGUGACACGCUCGAAUCGGAUACAAGAGAGCUGUAUAUAAGUUCGGAGGGAUUCCUCCCUUGCGGGAGAUCUCGACCUCGUGAGCUUCUAAGACGCCGCCGGCGAUUAUAUUUACACGCGUAAAUGUAAACGAAUACCGGCGGAGAGAGCAGCGUUAUGGGGAUCCAACCCUUCCCUCCCCAAGUGGAUCCACGAGACGCGAAUGCAAAGUCUAUCUCCCUCCUUUCCCCAUAGUUGGUACGCGAGUUACAAACUCUACUCCGCGAAAUACACUUAACGUUUAUCAAACAAAACAAGUAGAGAGAAACUGAUGCGAAGCGCGUUCCGGAUCGUAUUGACCGGAAAUGCGAUCUCCUCUCGAGAUUACGUUAUAUCGAUGCCGGACGGCAACAUCUCAUAAUUUUACCGAGAGAAAAAGAAAACGGGAUAAACAAAAUUAGCGAGAUAGAGGAAGAGAGUUAACCCAUACAUGUCCAGAAUUAUUUCUUUACUGCCAUUAUACUGAGGUAUAAACGGUAUAUCGUAACGUACAAAGAGUCUAACCCCUAAGUAGUUAAUGUCAAUAACAAGAGAAACGAGAGACGAGGCUGGAUUAAAGUGAGCUGAGAGAAAAUUUCACAACGGCGUUUUUUAUACUUUAUUCAUACUUCCGGGUUCCGAGUCGCGCACAAAACAGCAUCCUUUUAUAUGUAUAGUUCAAAUACUAAUUCUUUUGGAACUUUUACAAGCUACUUUCAACUUUGUCCCCACUUAACAGUUUUAUAAGAUAGUACGGUUAAGGAGAGGUUCCCCACGAUCAAAGCUCAUUCUCCAGUCUUGCUCUCGAAAUACUAACAAUAUUAAUGUGAUCGUAUUCGAAGCUCAUCACUGCUCAUGUUUUCUUACGCAAAAUUUUUAUAUAACGACCCAAAGAAAGACAUAUUCGUUCGAAAGACUUCGCCGAAAAAAAAAAAAACUCGAAAAAAUCCUCUCUUAAGGAGCGACGUCUUCGUUCCAGAUCACUGACGCGGUACAUGGACGUGAGUUUUACUGUUUAUAUGAAACUAGUUUUUGUACAAAGAUCUCUAUUGUAAAUAGACACGAGCCUGGCCCUAGAGUUAUAUAGUCACUAAUGUCCGAAUUUCAAUCCGUUACACGUUAAGCCGAGAAAUGUCCGAUCGCGUAAGAUAAAACUCGAUGGCAUGCGAAUACGAAUAAAGAGAAUACGUUUCAUCUGUUUUACACAAA